GUGGGGUGUUUGACGUGCGGUGAAACCUCAGGUGCCAGCAAACUGUAUCGCCCUUAAAAACCCUGGGCGUUACUGCGCUGCACCUCUCUUCCGCUUUGCAGCUUCAUCUCAAAAAAAAAAAAAAAAAAAAAUACCCCUUCCCAGCUUCGCCUUGGGGCGAGAUCACCGAGCUCCAAGAACCCCUGGGUAGAAUAGCGAGAGGGAACUUUCUGCAUUGCUCUUAUCCAAAAAAGCUGAUUGUGACGUAAAACGGAGAAAGAUUUGGAGAAAAGUUCAAAAAAGGGGAAGGAAAACCUUCAAAUUCGCUUAAAUCAGUGGAGUCAUGAAUUUGAGAAGGGAUUAUCGUAGCACCAGAGCUGCUCUCUUUGAUGGCAUUGAAGAGGGUGGAAUCCAAGCUUCAUCCUACAGCUCUCAUGAAAUUGAUGAACAUGAAAAUGAUCGAACUAUUGAAGGACUACAGGGCAGAGUAAAUAUUCUAAAGAGUUUGACAGGUGACAUACAUGAAGAGGUUGAGAGUCAUAAUCGUAUGCUUGACCGAAUGGGCAAUGAUAUGGAUGCAUCUAGGGGAAUCCUCUCUGGGACAAUGGAUCGAUUCAAGAUGAUUUUUGAGACCAAAUCAAGUCGCAGAAUGGCUACCCUUGUGGCAUCUUUUGUAGCUCUCUUCCUGCUCGUAUAUUACUUGACCAAAUAGCUACCCGAGCUUUUCUGUUAAGCUAAGACAAUUAGCUUUGUCAAGAACUUGAAAACAUACCCUUAAUUCUCUGCCUAUGCUGUAAUUCUUAUGACAAUGUAUCAGUGUGUAUAGUAUUUCCCUUGCAACAUGUUAACGUAUAAGACCUAAUGUACCUCGAGGAUCCAUUUUUCUCAUCAUUUGCUGUAAUCAUAUAGCGGUGCAUGAGCUCGUGCAAUCUUAUCGUUGCUGUGCCAAAAAGGUUUUAAAAGCAUUCAGCUGCAAUCAAUCAUGAUUUUCAUGAUGGGUCUUU
Elaeis guineensis (African oil palm) is the source of this 983-nucleotide messenger RNA. Its product is annotated as bet1-like SNARE 1-1. NCBI's taxonomy places the organism in Eukaryota, Viridiplantae, Streptophyta, Magnoliopsida, Arecales, Arecaceae. The record is from RefSeq and is a predicted model, not a curated record.